AUGCAACAAUCACAAUAUUUGUUUAGCAGUGAUGAAUAUUAUGUUCGUGUGAUUAAUGGCUUCACAAACAAUUCAUCUGUGCCUUUGGUCAUUUGGUGUUCAUCAGAUGAAAUGGAUCUUGGUAGUCGAGCCAUGCAAGAACAUGAUGAUUUCAGCUGGAUCAUGAGGCCCAAUUUGUGGAGUAGCAACCAUAUGAAGUGUACCAUGAAAUAUGACAACACAAGGAAGAAAUUUGAUGCGUUUAAGGCUUCUAGGGACGCAGAACGUUGUGGCACAAAUAGGAUAUGUUCUUGGAGGGUUACACAAGAUGGAUUUUAUUUCAGUAAUGAUGAAGUGAAUUGGAGGAUGGACUUUACUUGGUGA
This is a messenger RNA of Medicago truncatula (barrel medic), 363 nucleotides long. RefSeq names its product S-protein homolog 5. The record is from RefSeq and is a predicted model, not a curated record. Bases 1 to 363 code for a protein of 120 amino acids. Lineage: Eukaryota; Viridiplantae; Streptophyta; Magnoliopsida; Fabales; Fabaceae. The transcript has a single exon.